Molecule: messenger RNA, 882 nt
Organism: Protopterus annectens (West African lungfish)
Lineage: Eukaryota; Metazoa; Chordata; Ceratodontiformes; Protopteridae
Product: membrane progestin receptor delta-like
Exons: 4
Coding region: 1-435 (144 amino acids)
Cellular component (GO): membrane
Source: RefSeq, a predicted model, not a curated record
AUGCCUCGUGGAAUAAUAGUUAUAAAAGCUAGAGAGCACAGUUGUGCUGUUACUUAUGGGACUUAUGUGAUGCCAGAUCGGUGGAUCAAUAGCACCUUACACAAUUACUUCAUACCGUUAGCAGUUCUCAACACGUACAUUUGUACUGGCCUCUCUUGCUACUCUCGCUUCUUGGAACUUGACAGACCCAAACUGAGCAAAAUUCUUCGUACUGGAGCUUUUGUUUAUCCAUUCAUUUUUGAUAACAUCCCUCUAAUAUACAGGCUCCUGUUUUGCUUUGGAGAAGACUGCAACUGGAAUGCUGCCAUCCCCAUUCACUGCCACCACCUCUUGUUUGCAUUUCUGACUGGUUUCCUGUUCUCGUCCCACCUCCCUGAACGCCUAGCACCUGGACGUUUUGAUUUCAUUGGUAAUAAUGAACCUCUGCCUGCUUAGCUGCACUUAUUAGAAAAGUGUAUUUAACUGUUACAGACAGGGAAAGUGUCUAUAAAAAUUGUUUAUGAGGUGGUCAUGGCUGCUAGUGCGCAAGUUGCAUUCCUGUAGUCAAAGAUACAGGGUUUGAUUCCUUCCUUCUCCAUUUGUACAUGAUAUGAAUCUGUGCCAGUCACUUAACCAAACCAUCCUGGGUUGCUCCUGAGCAGGGAGACUGCAGUGUGCUUACCUGGUUAGCAAAUUGAUAAAAUUACAAAAAAUUAUUUCCACUGAAGUUGAUAAGAAUGUGUAGGGGAGAAUUUUGGUACUUUUUUAUUAAGUAGUCUGUGUUAGGCAAGUUCAGGAAGCUUAACAAAUUAUAGUUUUUGCCUUUUGUGUUUCUUCGUCUCAUUUGAGUGAAGGAUUACCAUGUUCUUUUCAUCUGUAAAUGGCCAACUGGACAUAUCUUUC